Caenorhabditis remanei is the source of this 738-nucleotide messenger RNA. RefSeq lists its product as uncharacterized. The transcript is spliced from 4 exons. The record is from RefSeq and is a predicted model, not a curated record. Lineage: Eukaryota; Metazoa; Nematoda; Chromadorea; Rhabditida; Rhabditidae. Bases 1 to 738 code for a protein of 245 amino acids.
AUGCUUCGUUGUCUUGUUCUUCUUCUCAAUUUCUGUUUACCACUUUCCCUGGCUCUGUCUGCACAAUUGAUCCCGCCUAGAACAGCUUACGAUGACUUCAUUGAUGUUAUCAGGACUUCAGAUGACUGUAUGAUACUAUAUCAAUAUAAACUUUUUGGAUUACACCAAACCAAUAGAACAGUACAUGCUGCGACUGUUCAGAAGGAUUUGUGGGAGAAAUAUCUGGAAAUGCGCCACAAAGGAUUCCCUGACGACUUCAUCGAAUCAGUAUUGAGUGUAUAUUGUCAGGCCAAAAGUUAUGUUCCAAUGGCAUUGAAUUUAUGGAAGCCAUCAGCCGAUUUGACUGGAAAUUUCACAUGGGACUUGACGACGGACGCACCGGAAAACGAUUUUUAUCAGCAUGCAAAAGAAGAAGAAAAAGUUCUUUUGGAGCAUUUCGAGGCGCGAAAAAACAUUCGGAAAGCAUUGGAUGCAGCAACGGCAAAAGAGAACAAAGUCUUGAAUUUAGACUCUGAUAUCAGACAAGUAUGCCGAGUUGCUGCAUUCAUUCUUGUCAUCAGUCUUGCUAUGAGUAUUCAUAACUUUCUUCGAAUGUUUUAUGCGGAAGAAGAGGAAGAUUUAGAGGAUGACUAUCUGAUUCAAAGAUUCGGAAUACUUGGAGAAGUGAUACAAAUUGUGGUACUCGCGACUUGUCUCACCAGUAUUCUUAUUUACAUGAAUAAUGAUAUUCCUCAAUAA